Messenger RNA from Pogonomyrmex barbatus (red harvester ant), 1263 nucleotides. Its product is annotated as caspase-1. Gene Ontology annotation, biological process: positive regulation of neuron apoptotic process; proteolysis; apoptotic process. Gene Ontology annotation, cellular component: cytoplasm. NCBI's taxonomy places the organism in Eukaryota, Metazoa, Arthropoda, Insecta, Hymenoptera, Formicidae. Gene Ontology annotation, molecular function: cysteine-type endopeptidase activity. The record is from RefSeq and is a predicted model, not a curated record.
UCCGCGCGAGGUGUGCCUUUUGGUGUGCAGGUGAGAGCGAAGUGCGGCAGUAAACGGCGGUAAACGCAAAUCGGGAGACCGUUAGGACGUAACCGGCAGGGGGAAACAUGCAGGCGGACGACAAGCGCACUCCGCAGCAGAAACAGCAGGCUGUUUCAACGGCGAACAAGUCGCAACGGAGCGUGCCGGACGGAUGGUUAUUCAGGAAGGCAAAAGACACAGUGGAUCACAAAGUCAAAAUCGAUGUCGAUGAAAAACCAAUCAAAAUCAAUGUCGACCUAUUUGCAGAAGAAUACAAUAUGAAGCAUAAAAGACGAGGAGUAGCGAUUAUACUAAACAAUGUUCACUUCAAAGACAUGUCCACGAGACACGGCUCCACAAAGGACUCCGUAGAUCUUAAGGAAUCAUUAAUCAGGCUUGGAUUCGAAGUACGAGUUUUCAUCGAUCGAGAUAUGAAAACUAUCAACACAGUCUUAGAGUCGACCGCUGCGGAAGACCACACGGAUGCCGACUGCCUGAUCGUGAUCGCAAUGUCACACGGAGAAUCGGGUUUAUUGUAUUCGAGCGACGGUCUGUAUCCAGUCGAAACACUGUGGACUCCCUUCACGGGCAAUCGAUGCACCAGCUUGGCCGGGAAACCAAAGUUGUUCUUCAUUCAGGCAUGUCGCGGAGAUGAACUGGACAAAGGAGUGAAGAUUUCUCUUCAUGAAACGGAUAGCAUGUCGAGUAAUACAUACAGUAUUCCCAUCUAUGCAGAUAUCAUGAUCGCAUAUGCUACUUAUGACGGUUUUUAUUCGUGGCGCAAUUCGGAGAGGGGCUCCUGGUUCAUACAGGCGCUCUGCGAGGAACUGAACCUCCACGGACACAAGCGCGAUCUACUCAGCCUAAUGACCUUUGUUAAUCGCCGCGUCGCCAUCGAGUAUCAAUCCUACGUACCAGAAAACGCGACAUGGCACGCAAAAAAGCAGAUCCCUUCGAUUGUGUCGAUGCUGACCCGCCUUGUGUACUUCCCCGACAAACGUUCGGCACCGGACAAUAUCGAUGAUAGAUCGGAGGAAAAGAAAACUGAAAAACCAACAUAAGAGUGGUAAAACACUCGUUUUCUCGAACGAACAUGAUGGAUUCUCCGAUAAAAAUCGACAGAUUGAUUCCAAUCGAGUUGUUUGGAUGCAUUGAAGCUUCUUGAAAAGUGAUUAUUGAUUGAAAUGCGCUCGGACUUCGCUAUAUGAAGAAUUUUUAAGAAUAUGGAGUAUAAAAAAGAGA